GUUAAAACUCAUUCAUUGCUUGAUAGACUGUUGUAACGUGAAGUGGUCACUGUUUAAAACAUUUCAAAAAAUGUUUGUAAUUUUAACAAUAAUAGCAGUGCUACUGCUUUCUUAUUAUUUACUCUUGAAACCUAAACUCUAUUGGCGUUCAAAAAAUGUGCCACAAGGACCACCAAUACCUUUUUUCGGAGACAGCAUAGGAACAACAUUUAAAACUGAAUCAUUAAUCGAAGCUGUUGAAAGACUUUACAAUCGAGAUAAUGAUGCAAGAUAUGCUGGUAUUUAUCAAACUUCAAUUAAAAUCUUCAUGCUCCGUGAUCCUGAACUAAUCAAACAAAUUACCGUCAAAGAUUUCGAUCAUUUUGUUGAUCACUUUAACUUUGCACCUGAUUAUCUAGAACCAAUCUGGAGCAAAAAUCUGUUUUCAUUAAAAGGCAACAAGUGGCGAGAAAUGCGCGCAACUUUGAGUCCGACAUUUACUUCCAGAAAAAUGCGUCUAAUGUUUGAAUUGAUGGAAAAAUCCGCUGAACAAUAUGUUGAUUAUUAUCAACAACAGAACAGUGAUGUCAUUCAUGUAGAACUCAAAAAUUCUUUAGCUCGAUUUGCCAAUGAUGUAAUUGCAAACUGUGCAUUUGGAAUUACAGUAGACUCUUUGAAAGACACAGAAAAUGAAUUUUAUAUGAGAGGUAAAGAAAUUAGUAAUUUUGCAUCUGGGUUUUGGAAGGGGAUCAAAUUCUUGAUCGCAAUAGCAUUCCCCAAACUUGCUGUGUUUUUAAGACUAGCUUUAUUUUCACCGGAAACAACACAGUUUUUCAAAACGUUGGUAAAAGAUGCGGUGACAGUACGAGAAAAGAAUAACAUCGUACGUCCUGAUAUGAUCAACUUAUUGAUGGAGGCUAAAAAGGGCAAGUUAAAGUACGAAGAAUCACCUGAACAAAAAGACGCUGGUUUUGCAGCAGCUGAAGAAUCCGAAGUUGGCAAAACAGAAGAUUUGAGACAAGUUGCAAUGUCUGAGGAUGAUAUGACUGCACAAGUGUUAAUAUUUUUCUUGGCUGGCUUUGAAACCAUUUCAACAAUGUCCUCGUUUAUGUGUUAUGAACUAGCUGUCAACCCGGAUAUACAAGAGAAAUUAAGAGCAGAAGUUGAUCGGACUUAUCAAGCAGCAAACGGGAAACUAACUUAUGAAUUAUUAAACAAGAUGAAAUACAUGGAUAUGGUCACAAGCGAGAGUCUACGAAAAAAUCCACCUGUGGCUGCAACUGACAGAAUCUGCACAAAAUCCUACACAAUUGAACCGAAAAGACCUGGAGAACAUCCGGUACAGAUAGAACCGGGUCAAUUGGUCUGGUUGCCUGUUUUUGGCAUUCAUAGGGAUGAAAAAUACUAUCCGAAUCCAACUAAAUUUGAUCCUGAGCGCUUUUCGGAUGAGAACAAAAAAAAUAUUGAUCCCUACACAUUUCUAUCGUUUGGUGUAGGCCCACGCAAUUGUAUCGGUUCCAGAUUUGCUUUGAUGGAAAUAAAAACAGUACUGUUUCAUAUUUUGAGAAGAUUUGAGUUGGUUGUUAUUGACAAAACAACAAUCCCAAUCGAAUAUGACACAGUUCAGUUUAAUCCUACUAUCAAAGGCGGAUUUUGGGUCGGUUUUAAACGUAACACUGCUGCGCGCGUUUCAGCGGUCAACAUGUUUUUAAUAUUAGCUGUGAUAGCAUUUGCGCUACUCUUUUAUUAUUUUCUACUAAAACCGCAAUUGUUUUGGUGGUUUCAAAAUGUGAAACAAGGACCGCCGAUUCCCAUUUUUGGGGACACCGUAAAAUCUACCUUCAAGAUUGAAUCAAUGGUUGACUUCGUGACUAAUAUUUACAAACGCUGUAAAAAUCUGCGUUAUUGUGGACUUUAUCAAACUACACUUCCGAUUUUAUUGAUCCGUGAUACCGAGAUUAUUAAACAAAUAACAGUGAAAGAUUUUGAUCAUUUUACCGAUCAUUGGAACUUUAUCGCUUCUAAUAUCGAGCCUAUCUGGAGCAAAAAUUUGUUUUCCUUGAAAGGCGAUCAAUGGCGAGCAAUGCGCGCAACAUUAAGUCCUACAUUUACCUCAAGCAAGAUGCGAUUGAUGUUUGAGUUGAUGGAGAAAUCCGCCCAGCAAUACGUUGACUUUUACCUGAAACAAGAUAAGAAUAUUGUUGAAUUAGAACUGAAAGAUUCAUUCACACGUUUUGCUAAUGAUGUCAUCGCUAAUUGUGCUUUUGGCAUCACUGUGGAUUCAUUAAAAGAACCGGAGAAUGAUUUUUACAUGAACGGAAAAGAAGCGACGUCAUUUGUAGGAUUUUGGAAAGCCGUUAAAUUUAUAGUUACAAUGAUAGCACCAAAAUUAGCUGGCGCACUGAAGUUAUCGCUAUUCUCGCCAUCCACUACUGAAUUUUUCAGAACUCUUGUCCGAGAGACUGUAAAAGUUAGGGAAGAUAACAAUAUUGUUCGUCCGGACAUGAUUAACUUAUUAAUGGAGGCACGAAAAGGCAAACUACAUUAUGAGGAGUCUUCUGCACAAAAAGAUGCUGGCUUUGCAACAGUUGAAGAAUCAAAUAUUGGAAAAACUGAACAUCUUCGACAGAUUGCAAUGACUGACGAUGAUAUGGCUGCACAAGUUUUAAUCUUUUUCUUUGCUGGCUUUGAAACCAUUUCUAUUAUGAUGUCGUUUAUGUGUUAUGAAUUAGCUGUGAAUCCUGAUAUUCAGGAGAAAUUACGAGAAGAAGUGGACAGAACGAUUGAAUUAAACAAUGGUAAACUUUCCUACGACGUUUUAAACAAAAUGAAGUACAUGGAUAUGGUAACAAGCGAGAGUCUUCGUAAAAAUCCACCUGUAAUGGCAAUUGAUAGAGUUUGCACUCGUGCUUACACUAUCCCACCGGAAAGACCAGGAGAAAAGCCCGUUCACCUUAAACCUGGUCAAAUCAUAUGGUUACCAGUACAUGGCAUCCAUCACGAUGAAGAAUUAUACCCAAAUCCUUCCAAAUUUAUCCCGGAGCGCUUUUCUGAAGAAAACAAAGAUAACAUCAAACCCUACACGUUCUUGUCAUUCGGUUCCGGCCCACGUAAUUGUAUAGGAUCACGAUUUGCUCUCAUGGAAGUGAAAACACUUGUCUUUCACAUUUUGUCUAAAUUUGAACUGGCUGUGAUUGAUAAGACAACUAUUCCAUUGAAGUACGACAGGUAUCAGUUCAAUCCGUCACUUGAAGGCGGUUUUUGGAUUGGGUUCAAACGUAGGACCGAUGUUAAGAAAACAAUUUAAUCACCAAAUAAUAUGCUUUGUCAUGUAUCUACUCUUGUAUUAAAAUAAUGUACAUGAUGUACCUACAAUAAAUAUUAUUCUUGCUUGUCA
Molecule: messenger RNA, 3376 nt
Organism: Dalotia coriaria
Lineage: Eukaryota; Metazoa; Arthropoda; Insecta; Coleoptera; Staphylinidae
Exons: 9
Coding region: 71-3286 (1071 amino acids)
Molecular function (GO): monooxygenase activity; heme binding; iron ion binding
Source: RefSeq, a predicted model, not a curated record